AUGGAUAAGGGGAGCGCGACGGUGAUAGACAACGAGAGGUGCUUGACCCGGGACGUAAAGAGGCAGUCGGUGCAAACAGGAGGUGACAGUGGAACGGAGUUGGAGUCACUUGGUGUGGCGACAAAAACUGGCGCAUUAUGGCUGUGGCAUCCGCCAAGGACGGCGGGCGGAUUAGCGAUGGCGUCGCCUAAUAGGUUUCUUGUACGCACCAUUGUGGAGUGGAGAGGAGCAGACGAGAAUUAUGAUCCCAUCUCAUGGAAGCAAAGACUGGAGAUAUGCAUCGGUCUACUUCGAGCUUUGCAUUAUCUUCAUACGGGAGCAAAGUUUGUACUAAUCCAUCGCGAUGUCAGUAGCAAGAACAUCCUUCUGGACAACCAAUGGACUUCGAAACUCUGCAAUUUCGGUUUCUGCAAGAGGGGGCCUCUUAGCCUAUUAAGGGGUAUAGUUUCCAUUGAAGUAGAAUCAGACAUAACUUAUACUUUUGCAUGCUUGGAUCCGAAGGUAGUAAUAACCAGCAGGGUAUCGGACAAAUCUGAUGUUUGCUCAUUCGGGGUUGUUCUGUUUGAAGUUAUGUGUCGUAGACGCGUAUUUGAUGCAGAAUUGGAGAUGGAUCGACGAAUUCUAUAUCAUUGGGCAUGUAAAUGCAUUGAGAAUGGACAAAUUUACAGUAUAAUUGAUCCAUAUCUAAAGGGAAAGAUAGCUCAACCGUGUUUGAAGAAAUUCUUGGAGAUUGCUUAUGGUUGUGUCCAGUUUGAGGUAAACAAAAGGCCUACAAUGGGUGAGGUGGAGGCGACGUUAAAUGGAGAGUAUAAAUCCGCAAGGUGA
Molecule: messenger RNA, 825 nt
Organism: Hibiscus syriacus
Lineage: Eukaryota; Viridiplantae; Streptophyta; Magnoliopsida; Malvales; Malvaceae
Product: receptor-like protein kinase FERONIA
Exons: 2
Coding region: 1-825 (274 amino acids)
Biological process (GO): protein autophosphorylation
Cellular component (GO): plasmodesma; plasma membrane
Molecular function (GO): ATP binding; transmembrane receptor protein tyrosine kinase activity
Source: RefSeq, a predicted model, not a curated record